AAGAAGCAAGAAAAAGGAAGAUGGCGCCGAAAACUAAGAAGGAAGCCCCUGCCCCUCCCAAAGCCGAAGCCAAAGCAAAGGCUUUGAAAGCCAAGAAAGCGGUGCUGAAAGGCGUCCACAGUCACAAAAAAAAGAAGAUCCGCACAUCAUCUACGUUCCGAGGACCCAAGACUCUGCGUCUCCGAAGGCAACCCAAAUACCCUCGAAAGAGCGCCCCCAGGAGAAACAAGCUUGACCACUAUGCCAUCAUCAAGUUCUCCCUGACUACUGAGUCAGCCAGGAAGAAAAUAGAAGACAACAACACACUUGUGUUCAUUGUGGAUGUCAAGGCCAACAAGCACCAGAUCAAACAGGCUGUGAAGAAGCUCUAUGACAUGGAUGUAGCCAAGGUCAACACCUUAAUCAGGCCUGAUGGAGAGAAGAAGGCAUACGUUCGGCUGGCCCCUGACUAUGAUGCUUUGGAUGUUGCCAACAAAAUUGGGAUCAUCUAAAUUGAGUCCAGCUGGCUAAAUCUAAAUACAGUUUUUUCAUGAUAAAAAAAAAAAAAAAAGCAAGAAAAAUCUCAAACAACAUAACCUUACACUUGAAGGAGCUAGAAAAAGAACAAACAACCUAAAACCAGCAGAAAUAAUGAAAAAAAUAAAGAGCAGAGAAGAAGUAAAC
Mustela lutreola (European mink) is the source of this 663-nucleotide messenger RNA. Its product is annotated as large ribosomal subunit protein uL23-like. Gene Ontology annotation, biological process: ribosomal large subunit assembly; translation. Gene Ontology annotation, molecular function: rRNA binding; structural constituent of ribosome. Gene Ontology annotation, cellular component: cytosolic large ribosomal subunit; ribosome. The transcript has a single exon. The coding region runs from base 21 to 491 and encodes 156 amino acids. Lineage: Eukaryota; Metazoa; Chordata; Mammalia; Carnivora; Mustelidae. The record is from RefSeq and is a predicted model, not a curated record.